AUGAAUUUGCAUGAUAAGUUUUUGUUUUUAUGUGUUAUACUACCCUUAGUGUCUUGGGCCCGUGCGCUUGGUGAAGAAAGAGAAAUUGCCUUCUUUAAUGAAAAUAAAAUAGGUCGCUUGUACAAUAUUGGGACAAAAAAAUAUCUUUCAUUCUCCAUCAGUAAAGAUGCCCAGUAUGUGGGGAUAGAUGAUAAGAAAGAAAUGGCAGCAAGAAUGCAUAUUCGAAUUGUGCGAGAUGGAUCGGCUGCCUACGGCUUGAUUCUAUCUGCAGAAGAGCAUGACACCAAGUCAUGCAGUAGUGCACAGGAUGAGUAUGGAUCAGGAAAAACAAAGCAAUAUCUAGGAUGCCCAGCCAUGAAAAUAAAAACCGGAGAGAAAGGCCUUAUUACUAUGGAAAGGUUUAGUCCUGCUGCAGAGUUUAAAUUUUUCUUUUCUCCUGCAGUGCUGCCUGCAUUCCAUGCUAUUAGAAUAUUUAACGGAGGAAGGUGCUUGGCAGUUCGGGAGACUGGAGAGCUUGGAAUAGAGGAGUGCGAGUAUGAGGACAUAGUUAAGAAGGCAACUCAGCUAUUUGUAUGGGUUGAUGAUGGUCUGUUCUCUAAAAACUACGACCCAAUGCAAACACUUGAUCAGUCAAAGAACCCAUCUACUCCAUAUUACAUUGCAGAUAAUCCAAACGACAAUACAGUUUGGAAGUAAGGGAGCAUGUGAUUAUUAUACACAAUAAAACA
This is a messenger RNA of Nematocida parisii ERTm1, 728 nucleotides long. RefSeq lists its product as uncharacterized. The record is from RefSeq and is a predicted model, not a curated record. The transcript has a single exon. NCBI's taxonomy places the organism in Eukaryota, Fungi, Microsporidia. The coding region runs from base 1 to 696 and encodes 231 amino acids.